Messenger RNA from Penicillium vulpinum, 1551 nucleotides. Its product is annotated as aminotransferase, class III. Gene Ontology annotation, cellular component: cytosol. Lineage: Eukaryota; Fungi; Ascomycota; Eurotiomycetes; Eurotiales; Aspergillaceae. Gene Ontology annotation, molecular function: pyridoxal phosphate binding; transaminase activity. The coding region runs from base 1 to 1551 and encodes 516 amino acids. The transcript has 5 exons. The record is from RefSeq and is a predicted model, not a curated record.
AUGACUGACGAAACUAAGAUUAGUGCUAUCCUCCACCGGGACACACGCUUUGUCCCAAAGAAAGCCGUCGGUGGCAAGGGGUGCUACGUCUUUCUGGAAGAUGGAACCAAAUUCCUCGAUGCCACGGGUGGCGCAGCUGUAUCUUGUCUAGGACACGGUAACGAACAGGUCAUCCAAAUCAUCAAGGAUCAGAUGGACCAGAUAUCCUACUGUCAUUCUGCCUUUUUCGGCACACAAGUAGCCGAGGACCUUGCUCAACUCCUGGUGGACUCUACUGGAGGAAAACUAUCCAAGGUCUUUAUAACCAGCUCGGGGUCCGAGGCCGUGGAGGCUGCACUUAAGCUAGCACGGCAAUACUUCUUGGAGCUUCCCACUCCUCAAACCGAACGUACCAAUUUCAUUGCACGUCUUCCAUCCUACCAUGGCACCACACUCGGGGCGCUUUCCGUUGGUGGCCAUGUUCAGCGUCGGCAGCCAUUUGAACCACUUCUCUCCAAGAACGUAUCCCAUGUUUCCCCAUGCUAUGCAUACCGUGGGAAGUGGGACGGCGAGUCUGAUGCAAAGUAUGUGGCACGUCUGGCAGCCGAGCUAGAGGCCGAAUUCCAACGUGUCGGACCCGAAACUGUGUGCGCAUUCAUUGCAGAGCCGGUCGUCGGCGCGGCUCUCGGUUGUGUCCCCGCAGUACCAGGGUAUUUCCGCGCAAUGAAAGCCGUCUGCGAAAAGCACGGCGCUCUCUUGAUCCUUGAUGAGAUCAUGAGCGGGAUGGGCCGUUGUGGGACCUUGCAUGUCUGGGAGCAAGAGGAUAUUGUUCCCGAUAUCCAGACUAUUGCAAAGGGUCUGGGCGGUGGCUACGCGCCGGUGUCGGCCGUCUUGAUUAAUGAUUCUAUUGUGCAGACAAUGGACAAAGGAACCGGGCAGUUCCGCCAUGGACAGACAUAUCAAGGUCAUCCGGUCUCAUGUGCUGCUGCAUUUGCUGUGCAAAAGACUAUUCAGGAGCAGUCUCUCUUAGACAAUGUCCGAACCAUGGGUGCUUACCUUGAGACACAGUUGAAGCAGCGAUUCGAGAGUCAUCCUUACGUGGGAGAUAUUCGUGGGAAAGGGCUGUUCUGGGGUCUUGAAUUUGUCAUAGACAAGGCCACGAAAGAGCCAUUUGACCCCAAGGAUCGUCUGUCUUACCGGAUCCAGGAGAAGGGUCUACAACCGGAGCACAGUGUUUCACUAUAUGGCUGUUCUGGUACCGUGGAUGGAAUCAAAGGAGAUCAUCUUAUAAUCGCGCCGCCUUAUAUCGUAUCGAAAGAGGAGAUUGAUAUUAUUGUUAGCACGCUAGAUAAUGUUAUGAAGGAGGGUUUUUGCCUCGCCAUAGAGCAGAGCGCGCUCUAUAUCUACUCCAAGAGUUUACUUUCAUAUCCUUGGAAUAUGCAAUUAGUUAAGGAAUUUCAUCUUGUUAAAAAUGUGACUACCGGAAGAAACACUAAACGACAAAGCAGAUGUAGAAAAUUCAAGUCAGAUCAUGUGAAUGUUGGGAUAUUUCAUAAUUAUACAAGUACAUGA